Molecule: messenger RNA, 699 nt
Organism: Microthlaspi erraticum
Lineage: Eukaryota; Viridiplantae; Streptophyta; Magnoliopsida; Brassicales; Brassicaceae
Source: the annotation of a GenBank genome assembly
AUGAGUCCACAGUACAAGACCGUGAACGAGAAAGACUUGACGGCUAAGCACAAGACCAACAGUCAUGGCGGUCGUAUUAACAAUCCUUACGUCCAAAUCACUCCUCCCACCUCGGCUUCUGAUAAGAGGUCCAAGGAUAAGGUUCUUGAGGUGUUAAAUCGGUACGGGAAGAAGAUGGAGGACGUGACUCGUAAGGCGGAAGCAUUAGCCGACGGUUUAAAAGACCACCUGAAGUUUAGUCCAAGCAUAAGUGAUGCGGCAAUGGCUAGGCUUACCCAAGGCACUAAAAUGUUCGUUGAAGGAGGACCAGAGAGAGUGUUUCAAAGAGAGUUUGGUCUCUUAGCCGCAGAGAAACUCUUAGAUUCGUUUGUUUGCUACAUAUCAACCACUUCAGGACCAGUGACCGGAAUGUUAUACAUUUCGAAUAGAAGGAUCACAUUUUGCAGCGAUUAUGCCAUCCGUCUUCCUUUCUCCGCCGGUGGAAACGGUGUUGCCGCAUAUUACAAGGUGGUGAUGGAGUUGGAAAAGAUAAAGAGCAUUAGUUCAUCAACGAGCGUGUUAAAGCCAAAUGAGAGGUAUGUGCAUGUGGUGACGCAAGAUGGGUUUGAGUUUUGGUUCAUGGGCUUCGUCUCCUACGUCGAUGCUUUCAAUUGCCUCAACAAAGCUCUACUUAAUUCACAUCGUGAUCAUUCCAUGUAA